This is a messenger RNA of Drosophila takahashii, 915 nucleotides long. It is a transcript of the gene sa, whose product is annotated as spermatocyte arrest. Lineage: Eukaryota; Metazoa; Arthropoda; Insecta; Diptera; Drosophilidae. Gene Ontology annotation, cellular component: transcription factor TFIID complex. The record is from RefSeq and is a predicted model, not a curated record. Gene Ontology annotation, molecular function: protein heterodimerization activity. Gene Ontology annotation, biological process: transcription initiation at RNA polymerase II promoter.
AUGAAUGCCUACGACGAAGCCUUGUCCAAAGUCCUGGACAAUUUGCUGGCCCAGAAGAACUGUGAGGUGGUGGACGACGUGCUACGUCAGUCGAUGCUGGAACUUUUGCGGGACAGAUUCCGUGAGAUUGCCAAUCGGACCACCAAUUGGGCCAAUCACGCCGGUCGCAGUCAGCCCAGCUACUUUGAUGUGGAGCGCACCUUUGGCCUGCUGGACAUCAAGGUGGGCGACCUCAAGGCCAUUUGCCAGGGUCACUCGGAGUCGAAGGCCGCGGUCGUAUGUCCAGGGCCGCAGACAUGCGACCAGGAUUUCCACAGGGGGCCACAGCCACUGCUGAGCGCCUCGAAGCCCCGUGAAAUGGCCUGCACCUCGCACAUCCCCGAUUAUUUUCCCCCAUUUCCCGGGGCGCACACCUUCAAGAAUACGGUUAUGGAGCAGGUCACUGAUAGGAGCUAUGUGGCUGUAAGGAAUCGCCGUGCCGAGAACGAGUUGAACACCCAAAAGGCUCUGAAUGGAUUCUACUUGAGGUGCGGACCCAAUCUAUCGCUAUUCGAAAGUGGCCAAAGCGAUGACAUCGGAAAGGUUUUGUCUGUGGGUCCGCCCAAGAAACCUGCCUUUUUGGAUGCCCUGAUGCCGCGCAGUCAGGUCUUUGAGAAGGACAUCUACGAGUCCAAGGAGGAGAUCACCCAUGCAGCCCUCUUGUGCCCCUUUUUGAUGGAGCCCAAGGAGCAGAGUUCACGUCAAUCUAGUGGAAAUUACGAAGGCGAAGACGUGGAAAUGCAGGAGCCCCGUAGCAAUGUGGAACUGGACUCGGACUCCGACGAGGGGGAAGAGGUCCUUGCAGGAGGAGAGGGCGGAGAUGGGAUGCAGGACUCGGACUGCGAGCAGGAGAUUAACUGGUCGCAGCCGGACUGA